AUGGAAAAUGGAAAAAGAAGUGGGCAAGAAAGAACAUCCUCAUCAUUGAAUUGUGAUGUCGGAUUGGGUUUCAAACCCACUGAAUCAUCAACAUCACAAUCCUGCAAAAGGCAAAUGGUUUUGCCUCCUUUCAAUUUUCACCUUGCUUCUUCUCAAACUACUGCAACCACUAGCUUCACCGGCGGCGGAGGCGACGGCGGCGGGGCCUUAAGCUACGAGCAUGUUGGUGCAGUUUUGCCAAAGUCUUAUCACAAUGUGCCAUCUGGAGGAGUAAUGCCAAUGUCUGGAAGAGCCCUUUUUACAGCCUCACAGUGGCAAGAACUAGAAAGACAAAAUAUGAUACACGAGUACAUGAUGGACUCUAUCCCUGUUCCUCCUCAACUCCUCCACAAACCCCCAUCUCCUGCUACUCUCUCCCAGUCUAACACGGCAUCUGGUUUAGAUAUGAGGUCUUCUACAAAUGGUUCAGAUCCAGAGCCGUGGAGGUGCAAGAGAACGGAUGGGAAAAAAUGGAGGUGUUCGAGGGAUGUAGCACCCGAUCAUAAAUACUGCGAGCGCCACGCCAGCAAAUACAAACAGCGUUCAAGAAAGCAUGUGGAAGUUCAAUCCCACAACACCACCAACGAUCACAUUCUUCAAUCCCUUCCUCAGCCCCUUCAAAGCUCUAUUUCUCACUUCCCAACUAUGGCCUCUGCUACACCAUAUGAUCAAACCAGGUGCAUUGAGUGGUUCAUGAGAAGUGGCUCUAUCCCUGUCUCUACUUGUAACCAACAAUGGCGGCAAGUGAUGCCCACGUCAUCAAAAUCUGAAUGGAGUAAAGACAACAGAGGGGAUGACAAGACUGUGUCUGUAGUUCGACCAGAACAUGAGGAUAAACAAGGUUUCAUCAGCACGAAUCCGUAUGACCUAGAUGGUGUUAGUGUCCAAAGAUUGGAAAGUCGUCGUCAGCAGAGAAAUGGGCAAUCUCACAACUCAUUUUUCGACCCCAAAUUGAUAUGCUUACAUGGGAGCUUAACUAAUCUACGGCUCCGUUGUGUCUGUUGGCAAUUUAUUGAUGGUCUUGAUGGAAUCAGCAAUAAGUCCUCUACCUCCGCAUUGAACAAGUACUUUUCGCCUUCUCUUACUCUAUCAAUGUCGGGUAUGAAUGGGAUUGAUGAAGAUAGUGAAGGUGCACAUAUGGGAAUUAUAAGGAUGAAUGAAUCAAAUAGAGAUGGACCAAAUGAUGAUGAAAUUUUAAAUGCUGAGUGGCAAAAUCCUGUUUCUUGGAUGAACUCACCACCUGGUGGACCAUUAGGUGAAGCAUUGUGUCUUGGGAGUGCUAAUACUACCAAGGGGGGUUCAAAUUCACCAACCCCUCAUGGACAUGGCUAUAGCAAUAGCAGCAGCAACUGUACUAAAAGCCUAUUGUGA
Molecule: messenger RNA, 1410 nt
Organism: Fraxinus pennsylvanica
Lineage: Eukaryota; Viridiplantae; Streptophyta; Magnoliopsida; Lamiales; Oleaceae
Source: the annotation of a GenBank genome assembly